Arabis nemorensis is the source of this 393-nucleotide messenger RNA. The record is from the annotation of a GenBank genome assembly. NCBI's taxonomy places the organism in Eukaryota, Viridiplantae, Streptophyta, Magnoliopsida, Brassicales, Brassicaceae.
AUGGGUUUGAGAGACGCUAGAGGGACAGUGGUGUUACACAGCCGUAGAACCUUUGGUGGUUAUGAAACGGAGGCCGACUUCAAGCUUGGAGUGAUGAUUUGGGGUAUUGAAAGCAUGAGAAGUCAUAGGAAGGAGAGAGUAAUCUUCUCUGCUCAGCAUACAGAUUUGAUGGGAGCAGUCUUAAGGCUUAAAGCAUGGCCAAAUUUCAGAUAUCAUGUUCAUGUUUUGUUACAAGCUUUAUCUCCUAUGUUGGAAUGGAUAUUUGAAGUGGCGAAUGCAGGUUCAAAUCGGGGAGUGUUUCUUAUAGCAUUAAGUGUAACCAAGGAUUAUAGGAAUCACUCCUAUGUAUCCAUCGGUUAUCCUUCUCGAAUCAUCGGUUUGACAUUGCCUUAG